Cyclopterus lumpus (lumpfish) is the source of this 2784-nucleotide messenger RNA. RefSeq names its product collagen alpha-1(IX) chain-like. The record is from RefSeq and is a predicted model, not a curated record. NCBI's taxonomy places the organism in Eukaryota, Metazoa, Chordata, Actinopteri, Perciformes, Cyclopteridae. The transcript is spliced from 37 exons. Bases 1 to 2784 code for a protein of 927 amino acids.
AUGUCGGCCUGCGUGGCCCUGCUGUCCCUCCUCCUCGCUCCUGCAUUCGGACAACUAGACCUCAACCGAUUGGAUGGCGAUAAUGUCUGCCCGCCAAUGAGAAGUGGACAAGACGACCUUCCAGGUUUCGAUCUGAUCACGCAGUUCCAGCUGGAUGUGAUCCCUCUGAAAGGUGUGAGGAAGGUGGACGGCUCCACGACCCUGCAGGUGGCCUACCGCCUCGACAGGGAGGCCAACUUCCAAAUUCCGACCAUGCUGAACUUUCCUCGCGGCUUCCCCGACGAGUACUCCGUCAUGGUGACCUUCCGUAUGAUCAAGAGCACAGUGAGCAAAGUGUGGAACGUCUGGCAAAUAGUGGACGAGGACGGCUACAAACAGGCUGGACUGAGGCUCAACGGGGACCUCCAGUCUCUGGAGUACUACCUGAUGGGCGCAGACGGCAACCUGCAGACCGUCACCUUUCCCGGCCUCUCUGUGCUCUUCAACACCAAGUGGCACAAGGUGAUGAUCGGCGUGGAGCGCGACCAGGUCACUCUGUACGUGGACUGCCAGCCUGUGGAUCAGAGACCCAUCAAGGGCAAAGGCCCCAUCAACACGGAGGGAGACACCCUUAUUGGCAGGCUGGAUGCCGACCCCGACGCCUCCGUAGUGUUUGAACUCCAGUGGAUGUUGAUUCACUGCGACCCGAAGAGGGCCCAGAGAGAGAGCUGCAGCGAGCUGCCUGCCACCGAGAUGUAUGCCAAUGCUGAGCCUGACAAAUCACUCCAAGGCCCCCCAGGAGUCCCCGGCCAAGAGGGCCCCCGAGGGUCCGCAGGAGAAAAUGGCAGAGACGGAAGAGACGGUCUUCCAGGUUCCACUGGCAGUCCGGGAAACCCUGGUGGCAAAGGAGAGCAGGGGGAGAUCGGUCUUCCCGGACAGAGAGGCCUGCCUGGCCUUCAAGGAUCUGGUGGUUCUUCUGGUCCGAUGGGUCCCAGAGGGCCUGUAGGGGAGAGAGGACUCCCCGGCUUUCCUGGACCUCCAGGUCCAACUGGACCAGCAAGCGAAGGACCCGCUGGACCCCCGGGGAAAGCGGGAAUCCCAGGAGAUGAAGGAAACAUCGGGCCGGAGGGUCAACCUGGACCCAGAGGGGCAACCGGCCCCUCAGGGUCUUCUGGUCCUCCUGGUCCACCAGGGCCUGCGGGACCGCCUGGUGCCAGCAUUGAGGGAAUUGGGGAAGCUUGUCCUGCUGCCUGCCCUGCUGGCCGACAGGGGAUGGCCGGGCUUCCAGGGGUAAAGGGACAUGCAGGUUUGCCUGGUGAACCCGGAAAAGACGGAGAGUCUGGAGAAAAGGGAGAAGCUGGAGAGGAAGGUGCUCAGGGGCCACCAGGACGCAUGGGAGAUGAUGGGCAAAGGGGGUCCAUUGGAUUCCCUGGAGCUCUGGGAGAAAAGGGAGACAGAGGUCCUCCUGGUUUCAAUGGUGUCCCCGGACCGACCGGCCCACCCGGAGCGCCCGGCGUGGAGGGAGUCCGUGGACGUCAAGGUUUGGAAGGGCCCCACGGCGACGAGGGAGCGUUGGGACCUCAAGGGGAGCAAGGUGCUACAGGGGAAAAGGGAGACACUGGGGCGUCUGGUAAAGAUGGCUUAGAUGGACUCCCUGGAUCGGAUGGAGCGAAGGGAGAGGCUGGCACAGCUGGAGCUCUUGGUGCCAGGGGGAUUGUGGGUAUUCCAGGGCUGCCGGGAAAGCAGGGACUCGUCGGACCCUCUGGUCCACAGGGGCAUGCUGGUGAAGAGGGGUCCGUCGGGCCGGUCGGACUUCCUGGAAAGAUGGGCGAGCCUGGAAAUGAUGGAGAAGAUGGGAAACAAGGAGACAAAGGAGCAAACGGGGAAACGGGAAAACAAGGGCCAGUGGGGGCUGCUGGUCCUCCAGGCAUCCAUGGGGAAAAAGGAGAUAAAGGUUAUACUGGUGCCAGUGGACUGAAGGGUCAUCCUGGACACAAAGGUGAUCAGGGGGCUAUGGGACCAAUGGGACCAAAAGGAAGUCUGGGGGACACGGGUAUGAUGGGAGAUUCAGGGAUCAAGGGAGACCAGGGCCCACCUGGCGUUACUGGAAUCAAAGGAGAGCGUGGUGAGAAGGGCCUCCGAGGAGCUACAGGAGAUGAGGGCCGACCGGGCCAGACGGGCCACGAGGGUUUGGCCGGUCCAAUGGGGGCUCGAGGGCUGGAUGGUGAACCGGGACUUCCUGGAACAUCAGGACCCAGAGGUCUACCUGGCCCGAAAGUGAAUGACGAGAAGCUUCGGGAAAUGUGCUCAGCCGUUGUCGAAGAACAAUUGGCAGAGUUUAUGAAAGAGUUCCUGAAGAAGCCGGCAGCCAUUGGUUCCCCCGGUACUGCCGGACCGGCGGGACUUCCUGGUCCCGUCGGACCGGCCGGAGUUGCGGGACCAGCAGGGCCUCCGGGGAUGAACGGUGUCAAAGGCCAUCCCGGCUUUUAUGGACUUCCAGGCGCGCCGGGCAAAAAAGGUGAUGCUGGGGACAAGGGAGACAAGGGAGGCAAGGGAGAGGACGGUGUAGGAAUCAAAGGAAGCCCAGGAGCACCAGGUGCACCAGGUGCACCGGGGGCUGCCGGCAUUGGCACGGAUGGCAAAAAUGGCCAACGGGGCGAGACAGGAAGCCCCGGUGUCCCGGGAGCAGCCGGUGCACGGGGACCUUCGGGGUCUCCCGGCCUCUGCGAUCCGUCGACCUGUAUAGGCAGACUUCCGCCUUUCUACAUGGUCGGCGGGAAGAAGUCGGACAGCUACAAGAACUAA